Molecule: messenger RNA, 4184 nt
Organism: Anopheles moucheti
Lineage: Eukaryota; Metazoa; Arthropoda; Insecta; Diptera; Culicidae
Gene: Asator
Product: tau-tubulin kinase homolog Asator
Exons: 10
Coding region: 446-3148 (900 amino acids)
Biological process (GO): peptidyl-serine phosphorylation; signal transduction
Cellular component (GO): cytoplasm; nucleus
Molecular function (GO): protein serine/threonine kinase activity; ATP binding
Source: RefSeq, a predicted model, not a curated record
GUAAAAAGGGCCCAACUUUUCUCCACUCGACCAACAAAAUCAGCGCGCGACACGGGGUCCGCUGCCACAGCCCCGUAAAUAUCUUAGCAGCGCCAACAAAAUAGACGGCUGGCCCGCGUUAACAGAAAAAAGGAGCCGCCAAAGGAAGACCAGCAAAAAACAGCCCAACCGACAGGAGCGCAAAGAAAGGGCAGUGUGACCAGCAAGUGCCCCGUAAGAAUUCUUCCAAGCGACGUAGACAUCUCGCGUGAAACGAUGUGCACGUUCGGCUAAGCUCGUGCCGUCGCUGUGGUCAUAUGGUGCGGGCCCGCCCGCGUGCGUUUGUUGUGGUGUCCCGUUACCGUGCUGCCCGACAAGCCCACACCUUCCUUCUCCUUCCUUUCCAUACCAUCACAGCCGCACAGUGACUAGCGCCGCGAAGCACCGCACCCCGGACGCACCCAAGAUGGAUGAUCUGCUACAGGCCGGCCACGUGGUCAAGGAAAGAUGGAAGGUGCUGAAAAAGAUAGGCGGUGGCGGGUUUGGCGAAAUCUACGAGGGCCAAGAUUUGAUCACCCGGGAGCAGGUCGCACUGAAGGUCGAAUCCGCCCGGCAACCGAAACAGGUACUCAAGAUGGAGGUGGCCGUGCUAAAGAAGCUGCAAGGCAAGGAACACAUCUGUCGGUUCAUCGGCUGCGGGCGCAACGAUCGAUUCAAUUACGUGGUGAUGCAGCUGCAGGGUAAAAAUUUGGCCGAGCUGCGGCGUUCGCAGGCACGCGGUGCCUUCUCACUCAGCACAACGCUGCGCAUUGGCCUCCAAAUACUGAAAUCGAUCGAAUCCAUCCAUUCGGUCGGCUUCCUUCAUCGUGAUAUCAAACCAAGUAACUUUGCCAUAGGAAGACUACCGCUCACUAGUCGUAGAAUCUACAUGCUGGACUUCGGCUUAGCUAGGCAGUACACUACCGGUACGGGUGAGGUGCGAUGUCCCCGAGCUGCGGCAGGAUUCCGCGGAACCGUAAGGUACGCUUCGUUAAACGCGCACAAAAAUCGUGAAAUGGGCCGCCAGGACGAUCUGUGGUCGUUGUUCUAUAUGCUUGUUGAGUUUGUUACCGGCCAGCUUCCAUGGCGUAAAAUUAAGGAUAAAGAGCAAGUUGGAAUGUUGAAAGAGAAAUAUGAUCAUCGUUUGCUACUCAAGCACUUGCCUUCGGAUUUCAAAUACUUCUUAGAGCAUAUUCAAUCCCUUAACUAUGCCGAUAAGCCGGAUUAUGCAAUGCUGAUCUCUCUGUUCGAACGAUGCAUGAAGCGUCGUGGCGUGAAGGAAACGGACACGUUCGACUGGGAAAACAACGCCGACUACAAUGCUGGCGAAGCCAAAGCUAUCAACGCAGCUGUACCAAAGAGUGAACUAAUCAAAAAACAUAAGGAUAUCGAAAUGACCGAGGAGAAACGCAAACCAAUCAUGGAUUCGGCGAAAGUGCUCCACACGGAACCGAUCGAAUCGAUGAAACCGCAGAACGCGGUUAAUGCGGGCGGUGGUGCUGCAGCGGCAGCCGCCAAGGCCGCCCUUAACCAUGCGGACCAGCACGAACCGAACGAGGCUAAGAUACAGCAGGAAACCAAAACGGACGCUGGGCUUCCGGCGAUUGAGAUGGUGGUCGUGAAGGGUCUAAUAAGUUUUCCUAUUCACCAGAACGAGAUACCCUUGGUGCGGGCACACACGGAGGUUAUGACAAAGCCGGCAAAGCAUGGUAGCAACCGGUUGCGAAUACUGACCGCGCCACCGGUCAACAUCAAGGACUUCACCGCCACGCUUGAUAAGCAGCAGCAGCAGCAGCAGCAAUCGCAGCAGCAAUCGCACCAUCAGCAAUCCCAUCAUCAGUCGCAGCAGUCGCACCAUCACCAUCACCAUCCGCUGCACGCGUCCAGCGACGCGAACAAUCUGUCGAUGGAGCUGAAGUCGAAGCUGCUGAAGACGGAGGCGGACGAUCUGUCGUACGCGCCGGCGGACGGCAUACUGCGCGAUCUCGCCCAACACUGCCAGUCCGGUACGGGCGGGUCGCAGAAGCAUCACGAUCCGCUGCACGGCCAGCAGUCGAACGCACUGCAACGGCAAAGUCUGACGCUCGGCAAAAGCCUCCGGUCGUACGGCAGCUCGACGACCGCGACCAGCAACAAGUACGGUGAGCGGAACGAUGACAAGAGCUGCCGGGACUACUCGAUCACGCAGCACGCGAUCAUCGACGACGAUAACGCCAGCCAGCACCAGACGCCCAAGUACCAGGGUGCGCUCACGUUGGCCUCGCAGUGGAAGAGCCAGUUCGACGAUUCGGACGACUCGACCGACGGUCUCUGGAAGGGUGAACAACAUUCCGAAAAUGCAUCGAAGAAAAACUACACUAACCUCAACAAGAGCAGCAUCGCCGCGACGACCGCCCAGCAGCAGAAGGAGCAGCAGUCGGCGCUACCGCCCCAGCCGCCGCCGCCGCCGCCGCCACCGUCCCAGCCGCCCCAAACGAACGGACAGCUAAUUAUGCCAGCCGGGGGCGGGGGUGGUGGGGACGGGCCGCUAAACACCGCUACCAUCCCCACCACCACAACCACCAUCACCCGGAACGGGCACGGCGAGCCGGAGAACAAUGGGGGACCGGGCCAGCCGCCCAAGCCACCCCCACCACCAACCGAGUGUGACGAGGGUGCCCCGGCGGUGCCGCCGGGUGGUGAGUGUGGUGGGGCGGUGGUGGACGCGAUCAGCCUUCUACCGUGCGUCGGUGGCCUCGCGGGUGUGCUACUGGACCACCAGGACCACCAGCGGGCGGUGGCCGAAAAGGUGGACGACGGCGCCCCGGUACCGGAAGCGCCGGAACAACAACCAGCGGAACCGGACGAACCACAGGAAGUGGAGGAAGAAGAAGGCGUGGAAGUGGACGGCGACGAGGAAGUGGAACGCGAAGAGGAGGAAGAAAAAGAGGACGAGGAGGACGAGGAGGAGGGAAAGGGGGGGAAGUAUGGGGCGGGAAGCGGUGCAAACGGUGCGCCGAUGAUCGUCAGCGUCGGCAGCCUCGUGGGUGGCUUCGAGGCGGUGGCGGCGGCCGCGGCUGCAGCAGCCGUUACCGCCACACCCGUUACCGCCGGCGGGAACGCGGAACUAUCCAGUAAUCUUAAAUCUUAAAAAUUCUCUCUCACAAGACUCACACACUCACACACACACACAAACACUAAACGAAAACCAAUCUCAUUUUGACAGGACGGGGAUCCUUCCUCAGCUAGCGUUUAUGGUUUUUCCUUUUGUGAUUUUUCUUUUGCCAAGGCAGCUGCGAAAAAAACAAGCAUGAGCUUAAGGCUAUAUAAAGACCGAGACAAAGAGAGAGAGAGAGAGAGUAAGGAAGAGAGUGAGAGAGAGAGAGAGAGAGAAUGAGUGAGAUAAAGAAAGGAGAGUUAGUGCAAUCGUGAUGUUAGUAGGAUAUAGAAGAAGACCUAGAAUGAAGAAGUGUAAGAGUGAAAGUGAAGGUACGGUAUGAGACAUAGUCAAGGUUCAAUGGUUCACAGCUUGAUGAGUGAAUAGGACACUUAGUGGUAAGUGGCACCGGGCCCUAUAAUGGUCAGGUGUUGCAAAAUAUAUGGAUUUACUGCUAACCGAAAGCCAGUAACUCUUCUAGUCCUUUGCCACGGGUUCUAUCGCAUUUUUUGGGGCUGUGUCGACUGUUGUGCAUGUAUGAUGAGUGCAAUAUGUAAGAAGGAUCACACACACACACAAACACACGCGCGCGGAAAUGUGGAUAAGGGUAUAGCGCUACUACACUACUGCUGAGAAUGAUCUCCCCCUUCUCCCCCCGCCUCCUUCAUCCCCUUCAAUCAUAUUCCCCUUCCGCGCCGCUUCCAUUUAGGGCCUAGUGAUGUGUACGGUUGUUGGAUUAUUAUUGGUCGCCUAUACCAAUUAUCCUGUUUAUCCGAUCAUGACGAAGACUUCGACCAAGGAUAUUAAACCUCCACUAUUGAAAACAAAAUCGAUCUCGCGGGACGAAGCAAACGCCCCUCCCCAAAACAUAAAAACCCUCACACACACACACACACAAAGCGAUAAAUGAAGGCGUCUGUGUGGUUAAAUCUUAAAUAGAGUGAAUAUAGGGUGGGCCGGAUACCACAAACAAACAAAACCACCUAUAAAGAGAAGGUGAGGAAGCGGUACCCAUGGGAGAUGGGAGAUG